This is a messenger RNA of Saccostrea echinata, 914 nucleotides long. RefSeq lists its product as uncharacterized. Lineage: Eukaryota; Metazoa; Mollusca; Bivalvia; Ostreida; Ostreidae. The coding region runs from base 333 to 914 and encodes 193 amino acids. The record is from RefSeq and is a predicted model, not a curated record. The transcript has 3 exons.
UCUGGAGAUACGGAAGACCUGAUAUCGUGAGAUCCUGUAUAGGCCUCCAUCCACACUGGGACAUUAACAUCAUCGACAACAAAGCUUACAGGAAACCAAGUAAUUACCGUAACUAUUCACCGGAAGUCAGAUGUCUACUGUACUGCUUACUGUAAGCUGAGAAAUAUCAACUGAAUCUCAAUGAACAAUCACACAGAAUCACAAGUGAUAAAAUCAGAGACAGAUAUUUUCCUGAUAUCACUGAUGAUGGCUUUGUGGAUCCUCCUGAUGGAACCACAGAAACACAUAAUGGUGUGAUAACCUUUAUAUCAGACGGCAUCAGACAUGAAGUCAUGUACGCGUUUGUUACGGAGUGUUUGGUGGAGGACAGUGAUCUGGAGUUUUUCCUGACCACGGCGUCACGUGACGUGAUAUCAGAAUACUGCAGGUCCUGGUGGUAUAAGAGGAGUGAGGGAGAGAGAUGUCUGUAUGUACCGGAGGAGCCGGAGAAGAUGUACGACCUCCUUAUAGACAAACUACAGCUGGACAUCAUCACACACUGUACCUUGUCUGACAGGGGGAUUCAUGACAGGAUCAGUAAACGUUUAAACAUACCGAAGGAAAUUUUGAAAUGGGAUACAAGUGCAAGAAAAAGAUUUGUUGAGAGUCUCCGCCAUGGAAAAGUAGAAAUGUUCCGUGCACGAGGUAUGAUUGUGGGAUGCGCAGGCGCAGGUAAAACAACUCUCCUUAGAAUGCUUCAAAGGAAAUACGCAGAGGGAAAUCAAGCUACAGAGACAACAAUCGGUCUAGAGGUCCAUGAAGACUUAUUUGAAAUUAAAAAUGGCACCUUAUAUGGUAAUUCUUCUCUUAUUUAUUCGCAAUGUUUCAAAUUAGGUUUCAACCGAUUCCAAAUCAUAUGCAUUUAUUUCUGUUGA